CUUGUGACCGUCAAGUAGGAGGUAUCUGACCAGAGGGCUACUCAUCUUCCAAAUCUCGCCACUGGAUCUGUGUGGUGUCGUGUCUUUAAAUAGCCCAACAGAGACUAUAAAGCAACCCACACAGGGAGGCUUGUUGAUUCACAGGGAGACACUAGACCACAAGAGAGCCACUCCGAGAAGCACGACUUGAUCCUUCUGCGGGAGUACCAUUGAGCUCUAUUAAGAAGAUCUGCUCAGAUUUUUAAGACUUGAAGAAAGUCCAACUCAAUAUUUGUAAGGGUUGUGUCGCUGGAUUUAAGCAGUUUUUCAACAAGAUCAAAGGUAAAUUGAACUUCUAACCAGGAUGAAGUACUACCAGUGCCCCAUAUCCCAGACUAUAGGAAUCAAGGCCCAGGACUAUGUCGUCCCAGUCAGCUGCAAGAGCUCUGCCUCUCUGAAGCCUCCCCGCAGUGUGCACUUCCCCAAUGACAUUGUUUUCCUGGACUACGUACGACACGGGGAGCUGGAGAGGAUUGGACUUUUCAUUCGUGCAAAAAGAGUCAACCUGGACACCAUCUACCACAACGGCAUGGCCGCCAUCCACGAGGCCGUCCUGUCUGGGGACCUGGAGUGUGUGAAGCUGCUGGUCAACCUCGGAGCAGACGUCCACCAGAGAGACGAGGAGGGAUGGACCCCACUGCACAUGGCCUGCAGCGACGGCUUCCCACACAUUGCACGCUACCUUCUCAAGUUGGGUGCCGACCCUGAGCUGGAGAACGACUGCGGGGAGAAACCAUCUGACCUCAUUGACCUGGACAACAAGGAGCUGCUGGAGCUAUUUGGGCUGGCUAUUAAUGACUGAGAACAUGUUGCUUUUAAAGUCACAAACUCGUCUGAAACCCAGUGCCCAGUCAAGCGACUGUUCUGCAGGGAUGGACAGAGAAGGCCGCGUCAGUCUAGCAACAUGCCUCACUUCUGGAGGUCAAAGACUGUGGACGUCUGGCAGAAAGAGGGAGCCCGUCGGCUGCCCCCUGACUGGAGUUCUGAUGGUAGGGGCUUCCCCCUGAACUCCAGCAAUGCAGAUAAACUCUGUCCUGUAAGAGCUUCUGAUCUUUUUAUACUGCAAUGGAGUGAACAAAUUUUCUAUAUAUUUUUUUU
Messenger RNA from Anoplopoma fimbria (sablefish), 1137 nucleotides. It is a transcript of the gene ppp1r27b, whose product is annotated as protein phosphatase 1, regulatory subunit 27b. The record is from RefSeq and is a predicted model, not a curated record. Gene Ontology annotation, molecular function: phosphatase binding. The coding region runs from base 344 to 841 and encodes 165 amino acids. NCBI's taxonomy places the organism in Eukaryota, Metazoa, Chordata, Actinopteri, Perciformes, Anoplopomatidae. The transcript is spliced from 3 exons.